AUGCGCAGGCGACAACUUCGGAGCUCACGCGUGUCUGUCGUUUCACCACGCAUGCGCGCAGAAAGAAGUUGCGUUGCGCUCUGGAUGUGUCCUGGACGGCUGGGCUGGGCGCUCCUCCCCAUUCCUCUCUCUCGCUCACUGGUCUGGGGAGUCCCGGGCCGCACGCGGAGCAGGCCGGGGGGAGAAGAGACUAACAUGGUUGAAAACUCUCCAGCCCCAUUGCCUGAAAGAGCAAUAUAUGGGUUUGUUCUUUUCUUAGGCUCCCAGUUUGGCUUUAUGUUAUACCUUGUAUGGGCGUAUGUUCCUGAAUCUUGGUUAUUCUCACUGGGACUAACAUACUGGCCUCAAAAGUACUGGGCAGUUGCUUUGCCUGUAUACCUUCUAGUUACUUUAGGAAUUGGCUAUAUACUACUCUUUGGUAUUAACAUGAUGAGUACUGCUCCACUCAACUCCAUGCACACCAUUACAGAUAACUUUGCAAAAAAUCAGCAGCAGAAGAAAUCUCAAGAAGACGCAAUCCCUGCAUUGAGGGAUAUUCCCAUUAGUGAAGUAAACCAAAUGUUCUUCCUUGCUGACAAAGGCAUUUGUAACAGAAAUUAAUUGGAACCAGCCCCGUUAGAAUAAGACACUACAGUACUACAAUAAUUUUUAGAAACACAUUGUAAGAAAAGUCAAAGGUUUGUCAGUGCUAAGAAAUCUAACUCUUUCAACAACUGGAAUAGAUGAAUUUGUAUCUAAAUUAAGCUGUGGUCAGCACUGGUUCACCUUGUGUGGCAUAGAGUACUGAACCGGGACUCAGAAGAUAUGGGCUCUGUUCCCAGCUCUGCUACUAGCCUGCUGGGUCACCUUGAGCAAGUCACUUCACCACUCUGCUUUGGUUUCCCCAUCUGUACUAUGUAUAUGAUACUGACCUUUAUAAAGUGCUUUGAGAUCUACUGAUAAGUGUUAUUUAAGAGCUAUGUAUUAUUAUUUAUUAUUAAACAAAUUGAUGAUUGUUGAAAUGGUUUUAUUUCUUAGGCCAGGUCUACACUACCGCGGUAGUUCGACAGCUGGCAAUCGAACUUCCGGGUUCGAUUUAUCGCGUCUGGUCUGGAUGCGAU
Emys orbicularis (European pond turtle) is the source of this 1100-nucleotide messenger RNA. RefSeq names its product phosphatidylinositol glycan anchor biosynthesis class P (gene PIGP). The record is from RefSeq and is a predicted model, not a curated record. Bases 1 to 600 code for a protein of 199 amino acids. Gene Ontology annotation, molecular function: phosphatidylinositol N-acetylglucosaminyltransferase activity. Gene Ontology annotation, cellular component: endoplasmic reticulum. Lineage: Eukaryota; Metazoa; Chordata; Testudines; Emydidae. The transcript is spliced from 5 exons. Gene Ontology annotation, biological process: GPI anchor biosynthetic process.